This is a messenger RNA of Corythoichthys intestinalis (scribbled pipefish), 12628 nucleotides long. Its product is annotated as cilia- and flagella-associated protein 47-like. The record is from RefSeq and is a predicted model, not a curated record. Gene Ontology annotation, molecular function: protein binding. Bases 384 to 9506 code for a protein of 3040 amino acids. Gene Ontology annotation, cellular component: cilium. Gene Ontology annotation, biological process: cilium assembly. Lineage: Eukaryota; Metazoa; Chordata; Actinopteri; Syngnathiformes; Syngnathidae. The transcript has 67 exons.
AGUUGUUGCUACGGCAACAAGCGUAGCUACUGCCCUCCGACGAUGUGCGUCGGGAUGCCACUGGUAAAAUGUGAGACAUGCUUAUUUACUUUCCGGGACAAGAUAUUUUACUCCCGUUCUCCAAUUGAGACAACUUGGAGAAUAUUUACCUCCCCUUUAAACGUCACGCGUUGGACGUACCGCUGCGUAACAACAAUUUCUGCUGCCCGUCAACGCGUAUACCAAUUGAUCAUUUACGUAAUGUUACCAUAGCAACGGAUAGGUCGGACGGUGAGCGGAAGGAAACUCAAAUACCAACUUGAUAUCUUUAAAAACACAUUGAUGAGAAACUUGGAAUACUUAUCGUACAGUUUAGUUCGAUUUUAGUGCCAACAGACUUCAAAAUGGCCAAGAGUUGCAUUGAAGUCGACCCACCAUUCGUCGAAUUCAAAGAUGUGCAACUUGGCAAGGUCUACUCGACUGUCGUCACAGCCAUUAAUGUUGGCAGAAUCACCAGGGAAAUUUUUUUUGAAAGCCCAAAGUUAAAGGCUUUUAAGUUCUCAGCACCCAGAUUUGCUAAAAAUGUAGCUCCUGGUUUGUCCGUGAGUGGCUUACUGGAGUUUAUCCCCGAGAAAGAGGAGAAAGUCACAGACUACAUUUAUGUUCAUGUAGAUGCUGCAGAGAAACUUGAAGUUCCACUACAGAUUUCUCCUCGGGUUUGCUCCCUAUCCAUGGACUCGAAACUAGACUUUGGCUUUCUUCCUGCCAGUGGACAAAUCAUUACCAGAUUUAUUCCCAUCACCAAUCGGGGAACAGCAUCAGGUGUGUUCAAGGUGCUGCACUGUGGAGACUCUUUGAUCCGACUUUCACCUUGCAGUGGCGUCGUAGCGGCUGGCGCUACCAGGCGGCUAAAGGUCGAACUACAUGCCGACAAACCCAGAAAAGUUGAUGAAAAGGCCCUAAUCAGGCUUCAGAAUGGCUCCAUUGUGGUUCUCAAUAUCAGAGCUGAUGUGGUUGAGCAACAUCUUGAAAUCUUGGAUACACAGGGUAAUCAUUUGUCCUGUCUUUGCUUCGGACCUGUCUACUAUGGGACGUCCCGUGUGGAGCGCGUGGUCUUUACAAACAACGGGCCCCAAGCAUGUGACUGGGUCUGCUUACCUCAUGAUUCGGCUGCUGGGACUGAAAGUGGAGCAAACCUUGACAAGAGCACAGAUUUUGCUUUGGUGGCCAAAAUGCAACGAGGCAACCCAGCGCCCCGCUGCCCAUGUCCGGUUGUGGAGUGUAUUCCGAACCAAGGUAGACUGGGAGCGUAUAAGAAAACUACUGUGACAGUACGCUUCAGCCCUAUUUUCCAUAGAUUAGAUGUCAAGUCUCAAUGCCAGCCCAGUCGGCAGGACUACUGUCUUUUUCUGCACCUGGACUCAGUUAGAAGCAAGCAUGGUUUCAUGCACCGAAAUGGUAACAGUACUGUAGAGUUGGCGGUGACAGGCACAGGGUUGCCUGUAGUUCUGCUUCCUCGUCCCUCAAAUAGAUUUGACUUUUCCACCUGUGAGGGGGGCCAGCGAGGUGAACACCUUUGCGUGCUGCAGAAUUUCUGCCCGCAUCUUCCUAUCCACUUCCGCUUCCGUAAAUUGGCACACUUUGGCGCUCAGCCCUCCUCUGGCACCAUUGCCCCUGGACGGUGUCAGGAUAUCACGUUGUAUUUCAAUGCAAGACAGCAGGGGGAGUUCCAUAUGUGCCAGAAACUUGAUGUUUUGGGAUAUGUUGCUCCCAAGAGGGCUAACAGCACCACUGACGACGAAGCCAAGCUAAGGCUUGGCAGCUUCUACACCAUCUCGCUACACUUAUCAGCAAUUUGCAAAAUUGAGAUGACUCCUCCUUCUCCUAAGCUAAAUCCUGGUAUUACCCCAAUAAUCAGUAAUCCAACUGGUUUACGUCCUAAUGUUCGAUCCAAGGAAAUAGCCUGCUGCUAUAAAAUGGUCCGUGCUGCCAUAGUCAGUGCUCGUAAAACAACAUUCCAUAUGCACCAUAGGAAAAAUGAUCAAAGUCCAAACGGUGAGGAGUUUCUGGCUUUGCCGAAUGACCGAGCCACUAGCAUCAGACCAGCCUCACCACAUACACAGUUCAGGACCAUCUUUACUGGAGUACAACGUUACACCUAUUUGGAUCCUGAUUAUAGUCUCACUUGGGAGGAGACAGAAAAAAGACAACUACAUAGACAGCGUUAUACCAACUUCCUCAAGCAACUCAGACAAUCACGCCUUCAAAAGAUCAAGACAAAAUUGGAAGAACAAGGAGACAAAUUUGGGAUUAUAUCCGCUCAAGGCCUCAAACCACCUAAACUUCUCUACCAUGACGUGGAGGUCAAUCAGAGGUCAGGUAGCCAACUGAACUAUGUUUCCUGUGGCCAGCGCAAGGACAGGAAUACCAGCACCAAGCAGGUUUCAGUGGACUCACAUACAUUUCCAGCUACUAGCCAGGAAAUAACAGAUUGUGAGAGGACUUUGACACCUCAGGAGCUUUACCAAGUUAUCAUCGGCCCAGUAUUUGUGGAUUUUGGAGAGGUGUGUUUUCAGUCGGUGUGUGAUCAGAAAGUGGAUCUGAUCAAUCCCCUGCCAGUGUUUGUGCGGGUCCAAUUUGAAGUGGACUGCUCUGAGCUGGAAGGCUCAUGUCCUCUGUCUCAUGUGUUGCAACCGUUUUCACACAGCGCGGUAACCCUGACAUUUCAAAGCAACAAGCUGGGCCACUUCUACAGACCUAUAUCUUAUACCAUCAAUCAGCAACAUCCUGGACAGAUUCUGGUCAAGGCCAUGGUUGUCCGUAAUUACUUGGAAUUGUCCACCUCCCUGCUGAUACUUGGUCCAAACGCAAACCUGCUUGCCUCGUCAGGAUACCGAACCUCAGUUACCCUUCGGAACCCCCGUAAUCAGCCAGCAGAAUUCACUUGGCGCCCCGUUGUUCCAGAGUGUGGCAUUCUUUUCUCUAUUCGACCAGCUUCAGGUACAGUUGAGCCAUACAGCGAACUUGAUUGUGAAGUUGUCUGGCAUGCUGCUUUCUCAUCCCCUCAGGAAGGAGACUUUGAUCUCUGUGUCAUUGAUGGCAAUACAAAACGUCUUCACUGCAUUGCUAAGGUUGGAGCUCCUUGCAUUCGACUAGCAGAAAACCGGCUGAUGUUUGAGUCUGUGCCUCUCAACAUGCCAUCUAUCAGGGUUAUAAUCUUACACAAUAUUGGACAGAACCAUGCCUACUAUCGAGUGCUUGAUGUGUGCCCUCUGCCGUGUAUGGUGGUUACCCCAUGCGAGGGAGUGGUGCCCAGUCGGGGGAAGGCUGUCAUCGCGAUCAACUUUAAUCCUGACUCUGUCAUCAAGUUUGACACUAGAGUUGCGAUAGCGGUCAAGAACAUGAAGCCCAUUGAAGUCCGAGUGGGUGGAUCAGUGGAGCCGCCUAAUGUUGACAUCAGUAUGCCUCUCUUCCAUUUCUAUGGCGUCCAUAUUGGUUCUGAGAGAGCAGUACCCUUCACUGUAAUCAACCACUCAACAGCUGCAGCUCGGCUCACCUUCGACCUGUCGCAAUAUCCAGACUUUUCUCUGCGGCUUUCUCAGCCUGCUGCAAAAGAUAAUCAGCAAGUUGUGAGGGUUGUUGAAGCGCAAGGCCACCAGAAAGUCAACUGCUCUCUUGUCUUCUCCCCUACCGAGACAGGUGAAUAUGACUUCAAGCUGGUGCUGAUGGUUAAUGGAAUGAGAUGGCCUAUUGCUUCUCCACUGCCUUUCUCCUCGUCCACCUCGCCCUUCUUUUCAUCUAGUAGCAAGUGUAUUACCAAAGUAAUUCCCUGGACUAUCACCAUGGCAAUGAAACAGCCACACAUACAAGCCACAGUGCUGUGUGCCCCAGUGGAAAUGUUCCCAUCAAGCCUACAGUUUCAUAUGGAAGCUUUUACACAACCUUCUCAAUGCUACACAAAGACUGUGGAGCUUAAAGCAGCAUGUGAAGAGAGUGUCUGUUGGCACAACAUCCGAGACAAGAGUGUGCACUGGUGUUUUGAGCGCAGCGAUACAAAACUGCCAGAGGGUAGGAGAGAGGACAAGCUUCAUUUGUUGGUGACACCAUCAUCAGGUUGUUUGGGGCCUGGUCAGUCCAUCUGCUUGGCAAUCAGCAUUACGCCAGAGGCAUUUGCAACAUACAAAGAGACCAGUAUUUCCCUCUCUCUUUUUUUGGGAAACAAACAAGGGAGCAAAAUGGGGCAGCCGUACAAAAAGCUUCCCAUCACUGUUAUCCACCACCUCCCCAAUAUAGCUUUCAACCCCCCACAAUUGUUCCUGACCCCAGUGCCCUUGGAAAGCAGCAUAACAGCCAAACUGACCUUGGUUGCCUCAGGAUAUGCAAGUGGAACCAGUUUAUCAGCCGAAGUAGAUGAGGUGGAUCUGGAGGAUGGGACCAAGGCGCAGCCAAUUUGUGUCACCUUUCCAGAGGGUAACACUAUCCCUGCACAAGACCAGACAGCCAGAGUGACCUCACUGAUUUGCCGAGUGUCUUUUUUUUCUGUGGCGACUCUGUCCAUUUGCACAAACAUCACAUUCACUGACCACCUAAACAACAGAUUCAAGGUCAAGUUGUGUGCCACAAGCGACAACUGUUUGUUGACCGUGUGGCCCCAAAUGGCUAGUCAACGCUCCAUGCAACAAAUAGUUCUCAAGAAUGGGGCCACUGUCUUUGAAACUAUUACAUAUACACCCAGUCUUGCAUCGGAUCCAACUUCUUCCUCCUCAUUGUUUGAACCGAUCAGCGCAACACCCAAGAACUCAUCAUCAGAGUCCUUUUCACAAAGUGAGAGUGGGAGUCAGACCAGCAGCAUGAGUAUUCAUCAAACAGACACACCACAGACUGAUAUCUGUGUUCCACUAUUCCCCUCUGCAACCUCAUCGGAGGGACAAUAUUAUCAGGAUGUAUUAAUAGCAUUGGAGAAGUGGUUUAGCUUCUUUGGUUGGCUCAAUGGGCCAAACCCCACCAAAGUGCCACAGACACUCAGAAGAAUUCUGUCCGAAGAUAUCGUAAAUAUUCCAAAAGGACAGGCACAGGGUGUAAGCCAAAAAAAAGACCCCAGGUCUGCAGUGGAGAUGAUUCAUCAUCUGGCGGGCAGACGGAUUCCCAACAUUUCUCACUGUCAGACAUUUUCCACAGAUAUACACAAGCGCACUCUGCAGUUGCUCCAACAAAAUGAGGCCAUAUUUGCGUUUCUCAGAGCACAUGGAGCCUGCUUGAGUCACAUCAGAGCGGAGUACCUACUUGAUAAGCAAGAAUUCAACCACUGGUGCUCACUGCAGUCUGAUAAGGAACAGCCAGGUGUGGACUACAACAAUGUGGACUAUGAGUCUCUGAGCAAACGAUGUUGGACUGAUUUUCUCCUACAAUUAUAUAAGGUCUUCGUGUUGUGUCGCGUAUCAGAAAUCAGUCCAAACUUAAAUCAAGAGCAAUAUCAAGAAGAUAAAGAUGGAAUCCUCAAUAUUCAUUCACUGCCCAGCAACUUCUACUCUUGUCAUGAGCUUAAGCUUCUCUCAUGGCUGAAUUCACACUAUCAUUACAUGAGGAACACAGUGUGGGGUCCAGGUUCCAUCCCACCAGUACGCUGGAUUAUCAAUUUUGACCUUGACUUGGCUGAUGGCCUGGUUCUCGCUACUUUGCUUGCUGCCUAUUGCCCAUACCUGGUCUCUAGCCACUUUCAAAGGAUGUACACUACAACUCACACCCUGGAGCAGAUUCUGCACAACAACAUUAUUAUUAUCCAGGCCUUAACUAUGCUUUCCCUCAACAUGGAUCUAAAGCCCACAGACUUGUCAGAUCCAAAUCCAGUGCAAAUGCUGAUGUUGUGUGUUCUUUUAUAUGAGAGGCUUCCCCAAUAUCAGCCCAUAAAUACAAUCUCUCUCUCUGGAGGCCUAAACAAAACUUUGAGCAAGCAGGUCUAUCUGAAAAACCCGUCCAACUGCCUUGUCAAAUACCGGACCUUACUUCUAGGACAGGAUGCCAAGCUGUUCUCGGUGGCCGAUGGCUCUACUGUCACUAUUUCUCCAAAUGGAAGCACUGAUCUGACUAUCCAGUACUGCUCUUCAUUCCUGCAGCCUAAGGAAGCUGUUCUAUUGCUCAUCUCUACCUCAACAUCUGCCCGCCAUGGGGCAACUUUGACUUUCAAAGUGAACACCUGUAUUAGUCAAAUCAUACCAACAAAGAGUGUCAGGUGCAAGACUCCAUGCUAUGUACUAAAAGUGGUUCAAGUUCCAAUAACAAACACAUAUAAUGUGGAGGCUGAUUUCAGUGUGAUGCUGGUAGAGUCAACAGUCAAUCCGAUGGAAUCCGAGAAGGAAAUUGACAGACUAGUUCAACAGGCACUCCUCAAAGCCAAGAAUGAGAAGAAGAUAUCUGAGAGGAGUUGUCAUGAAGAGAUGGCAGAAGGAGAUGGUACAGAGUUUAUCAGCACAGCGGGCAGCGUUAAUCUGAAGCCCGGCCAGUCAGACACACUUAUCCUUCACUUCCUUCCCUUCUCUCCAGGAGUCAAGUAUUGUGCUGUAUUGCUCAUAUGUCCCCAGGUCGGUGAUAUGGUCUACAUAGUGAAGGCAACCGCAGAUUUGCCUCAGCCUUCCCCCCUAAGAGUUAGGCACAGUUCAAAUAUAUUCGCCAUUCCUGGUACCUCAGUGGGCCCUGGCAGUUGUAUAUCAGCGCUGCGCCUACGCUGUACUGUUGGACAGACAUGUGAGGAGCUGAUCCGUCUACCCCUGAUUAAUUCAUCCUGGGAAAACUCCCUGGCUUUGUGGGCUCAGCACAGAAUGAGCGCUAUGGAACUCCAGAGACGUAUGAUGACUUACACUUUACAUAGCAGCAGUGUGAGGGCAAGCAUGGCAGCAUGCAUGCUUUCCAAAAAGCAGAGCCAAAUGAAAGAUGUUGAUUACAAAAACGGGGUAAUUUACAGUGUGGAGGUUUCGUUACCUCGAUACUUUACUGUACCCAGCACUGUGACAAUGCCGAUUAGGAAAGAGACCAACAUAUGGAAGAAUCCUUCAGAUCAUGAUUGUGUGGAAAUACCUCUGCGCUUCAAGGCAGACUGUGUGGGACAGUUCUCAUGUCAGAUGGUCCUAAAGUCUUGCUUCGAUACCAGAGUCUACUUGAUGGAAGCACUGGUUACCACACCGGGAGGAUCACAUCACUUGGACUUCAGCUCACCUGCUCAGCAUUCAGUCACACAAGAUAUACCUCUGCAUAAUGAGACCAACCAUGACUGGACCUUUAAAGCAGAGUUAUGUGCUGAGGGUUUCUAUGGUCCUAAUGUUCUUAUUGUGCCAGCCGGGACAAGAGCAUGUUACCCUCUAACUUUUCAUCCAUCUAGACAAGGCAUUGUCAUGGGGAAGCUAUCGUUGCAUAACAGCUAUAACGGGGUUGAUCAUGUCUUUACUAUUCGGGGAGUGGGUGAGCGUCCCUUGCCUGUUGAACAUGUAGUACUACGCUGUCCUGUCGGCAAGACCACUCACAGACAACUGAGUGUCCCCAACUACAGUCAGAAUCCAUUAUCACUUCAGGUGGUCACAGACCUAUCCUUCAUCAGUGGCAAUUCAUCGCUAAAGGUUAAACCUGGUCAAAGCACCCUGUACACCUUGGCUGUGUUGCCACAGAAACGAGGGGUGCUAUCAGGUUGUAUAUCAUUCAUUGAGAUUGAUCACACUGAUGAGAGGGAUGCUGACAGAGGAAAUAUGGUCAGACUCUACGAAGUCUUCUACACUCUUGAAAUACAUUGUGAACCAGAAACACCUGUGAACACUAUUAAAGUUCUGUGCCCUGUUCAAAGCUCUGUCGCCAUAGAGAUCCCUGUUAGUAACCCAGGAGGAGAACUUCUUAUUCUCAUUGUGGACGUUGAAGGAGAUGACUUGUGUGGAGCAGACUGGAUUUUGAUCCCCCCGCUUGAAACACUUAAUUACAAAGUCACAUUCUCUCCAGGAAAAUUAGGAAAGAGUAGAGGCAGUGUGGUGUUCCACUCUGAAACAAUUGGAGAGUUUUGGUACCAGUUGGAUCUUUACGCCAUUCCCUCGGCUGUAGUCACACUCCCACAGGCUUGCUGUCCAUUGGGCAAGUCGACCAGACAGUCAAUUACAGUUGUCAACCCAACAGCAGAAACGGUUGAGGUGAUUGUGUCUAACAGUAACCCCAAAAACUACAUGCUGGAACUGGAUUCAGAAAGCACUCUGACUGUAGAACCUCAUUCCGACAUUCAACUUGGGGUUCUCUUUACUCCAUCAUCUAUUGGAGAGUGUAACCAAGGAGCAAAGAUCACUUUUACCUCCACUCAGUUGCAGCAAUGGUGUGUGUUGCUAUUUGGCCGGGGUCUCAUGCCCGGACGGGAGGAACCGCUGAGCAUUUGCACCUCAGUUGGUACCAGCAAGUCCCUAACUAUUCUGUUCACAAACCCUACUGAGUGCCCAGCCACACUGACGAUUACACUGACAGAUAAGGACCCAAGUACUGCCCCUGACUUUGUUCCAGUGGCUCCUGACAAGGAUGUGUUUUCCCUUUCCCUGAGCCAAGCUGAAGGUAUUCAGAUAAGUGAGGGAGGCAGUUUGGAUGUGCCAGUGGUAUUCACACCCAAGUCCAUGGACCAACAGCAAGCUUGGCUCUGCAUCUCUCUAAAGCCCCUCAACACGAGUGCAAGUGGGAAAAGGGCAAGAAAGAAACUGUCGACAAUCAGUUGGAUUUACCCUCUCCACGGGAUUCCUGUGAGUGUGCCUGCAGACAUCUCGCAACUCUGCGUGCUCCAAUGUGAAGCGGGUUGUCAGCUGGAGAAGAAACUUGAUGUCCACCUAACUGGAUAUAGGCCAGGAGCUCAAAGUGAACAUAAAGUUUUCAAUGUGAAUGGUGAAGACUUCCAAUGUGAGGUGUGUUUUGAAAGUGAAACUGAGGACUGCCUCUCUGCCUGCAUCCAAGAAGCAAGACAUGACCCUGAAACCAGCAUUGUAACACUCACCAUCAAUCUAACCCACAGUCCGGUCAAGCAAUGCAGGAGCACAGCAAUUCUCGUGGUACACCAUGUGUCCGGACAAAUGUGGGAGUUUUCUCUCGAUGUCAUCGCUACAGAGCCUCAGGUUGAUGACUUCAUCGAAACAGACGUCACUGAGUUUGGUAAAACAUCCGCGCUGGGAUUCUACUUGACAAGCACCACUAGGAGGCCAGAGCCUUUUACCGCAACGUUCCAGCCAGGCAGCAGUGAUGAGUUUGCGGUAGCUCCAUGCUCCGGGAUGUUGCCACCUGUCGACUCCAGCGGAACCCUCAUUAAUGUGUUUUUUACUCCUGCCAUCAAAAAUAAGAGGCACAAUGCAAGACUUAUUAUUCAGGCAUCAGCCAUGCGGUGGAUGUAUGACGUGAGAGGUAUAACGUCUCCCCUCUCUGUAUCCUGCCCCAAAAACACCACUCCAGUACUUCGAACCAACUAUGUAGCAAAGAAUCUUCGUGUUCCGGCUCUGGCAAAUUCAUCACCACUGAAAGUUCGCAAAUAACUCCUAAUCUCUUUUUUCCCUUCAAUGCGGAGAAGGGGCAAUCAAACAUACAGCCCACUUAGGCUGACCAAAGGCGGCCUAGAUAAGCUUUUGUAUAGUGGUCCCGCCAUCAUAAUCGCUUUACUAAAUGACUGACUCAGUAUAAGUGAUACUUCAUUAUUGAAUAUGUACUUUCCCACUCUCUUCCUUUCCCCUGUUAUUUAUGUUAUUUUCGCUGUGCACUUGACAGGUAAGGUCAUUUUGAAUAGACUACGAGUUCUCUGAGAACACGUUAUCUAAAAAAAUUUGCAUCUCUCCAAACAGAGCAAGCUGGAUGAGGAGCGUAGACUGUAUUAUCAUUUGUGGUCAUUUUAAAAUUUUGGUUUAUGUUUAAAAUAGAAUCGAUGUUAGGUUUUCUUAUUUCAAUAGCUGGUAGGAUUAACUAGUUAUGUUGUGGGCCUUUUUUUUAUUUAUUUUAUUUUAUUUUAUUUUUUUAAAAGUAUUUGCUUUUAUUAGAAAAUGGGUGGCAGGACGUUUCAUUCCAAUCUAGCGCAAAAUGAGUCAGGAAAUGAAAAAAAUGAUGUAGCGACACAUCAGUUUGAAAUUGAAUAUAUGCUAGAUUUUCUAUUUUAAAAGCUGUUUGCAAUUACAAGUUAUUUUUGUAGAUCCGCCCCCCCCCCCCCCCCUUUAGCAUUUGCUUAUACUGGCAAAUAGAUGGUAGAGGUGUUCUAUUCCAAUCCAGUGCAUGAUGAAUCAAGAAAUGAAAAAAAAUAAAAUGGUGUACCGACAAGAUGUUUAGCUAAAGAAUCUAUGAUUUAACACAUAAAUGGAUACUGUUCAGUACAUAUAAUCCAGCAUAUUUACAUCUUUUUGAUGUGUCUGAAUAGAGUUCAUUAAUGUGCGCUGUCUCUAUCAAAUAAAUAAAUAUUAAAUCAUUUUUUUUGCUAUGAUUAUAGAUGAGUUGAGUUUAGUUGUCUAGUUGAUAGCAGUUAGCCUUCAAGAUUAAACUUUAAUUGAAUUUGACUCUCCUCCCCGAAAUCUUUCCAUCAAUCGAGCGUAAAUUUGGGUAAAACUUUCUUUUGAACAUGUUAUAAGAUCACUUCCUCUUAAUAAUAGUUGCAAUUUAUGUAAAGGGACCCAUCUGAUAGAAAGGCUUGUAGUUCUUAGAAGAUAAACGUUAUUAUGAAUUAGAAUAAUUUGAUAAUGAAACCCCUCUUGAUGCUUUCCUUUUUAUACAUUCAUUCAUUCAUUCAUUUUCCAUGCCGCUUUUUUUCCUCACGAGGGUCGCGGAGGUGCUGGAGCCUAUCCCAGCUAACUAUGGGCAGUAGGCAGGGGACACCCUGAACUGGUUGCUAGCCAAUCACAGGGCCCUUUUUAUACAAUUUGUAAAAUUAGUUUAACUAGUAGGUCGCCACUGUUGUUGACGUCGCAGGGUGGUGACGUCACAUGGCUAUGCUGCCAGGCUUCUAGAGAAUGACUCUAGCGACGUAAACAUGUCCUCUUUUCAACCCUUUCAAUUUGAACCCGAGAGGAACAUUAAUGAGCAUGACAGAACUGUCGAUAUUUCACAAAACGAGCAGCAAAAGCAAAAUGAACAGGAAAGACGGGAUGAGACGAGACGAGGGUAGGGAAAAAAAAUGGUGUUCUGCCAAUAGUGCUGCACCGGCGAAAUGUCCUACAACAGACAAAUUUGACACCCAAAGUACCACCGUGCGCUUUCAGCUUGUUUUGUUUAGAUGCAUCCAGACAGAACAUACUAAAGAUGCCUUAUGAAAAUACUUAACCCUAGUAAAAUCAAAUAGGGGUGGUUUAAAAAUGCUACGUGACUAAUGUGGUCAACAGAUCAACAAUCUGAUUUAAAGCAACCACAAGAAAGCGCAAUGCUUAAAAGUAUGAGCGGGAAACACAUGCAAAAAGUAUUUUGAGGCAAUUAAAGGUAAUAAAAGACUAAAAAAACAAAAAAAAAACACACAAACAGAAAGUACACAUUAAGCCUGAACGAUAUAGCCUAUCGUUUAAACAUCGUCAUCACGAUGUGUGCGUGCGCGAUAGUCCCAUCGCAAGUACGUGCGAUAUUUUUUUUUUUUUUUUAAAUCCAACGCCCUGCUUUCUGCUCUGCGCAGAGCCUCACACGCUCUUUGAACAUCACAGUCACUGCAGCACUUGCUUAUUAAAGUUAACGAUGCUGGUAUCUUUGAUCUUGCCAAAGAAGCGGACAUCAUAGCGCAGCAGCUGUCAAUCAUGGUUUAACUUGUAAAACACUAGCCACGUUUACAUGCUGACUUUUAUUCAUACCGAUUCAAAUCAUUCCGAAUGGAAAUUUCACAUCAGCUGUUUACAUGUCACUUCAUCUAUUCCGAUCCAGCGUUUACAUGUGACUGCCUUUAUUCCGAAAGGACGUUUGACAACUGCCGUCUGACAUGCGCAGAUUAAUCAAAAUAAAGCAUCACGUUGCAAAACAUGGAGAUCGAUCGUCAGAUCAGCUGCUAUUUUAACUUUUCGAGUGGAAACAAAACUUCAGAAUGAUACGCCGUUCAUUUAAAAAGUUGUGUGGGUGCGCUGUGCGUGUGCUUGGAAGCCAUGUUGCAAGUGACGUUACUUACGUCACCAAGUGACGUCACCACGUCAGUACGGAGCAUGCGCAGAAAGAACGCAACCAGACACCAUUCCGCUUCCCUGUUUACAUGAUAUAAUUUUACUUCUAAUCGGUUUGGGAAAAGGAAUAUUCCACCCCUGUGAAUCGGAAUGAAAUUCCAUUCGGUUUGGGCCUGUUCAUUCCGAAUGAGGUGUUUAUAUGGAACACAUUUAUUCGGUUUGAACAAAUAUUCCGAUUGUAAUCGGAAUAUUUGGCUCCAUGUAAACGUGGCAAGUGUCUGCAAGGAAGCCGCUUUGGAAUGAAUGUGUGUGUUUGGAGACGUUUGAGACAUAAAUUAAAUGCCAGAAGUGAUCACGAGGAGUUUGUAAUUUCUACAUGUCCAACAAGAGUCACAGCUAAGGUAGAUAAACAGAAGUAUUUAAUAAAGCCAAUCAUUUUUCGACUACAGUACUUUAUUCUUGUUCAAAAAUGAUUUGGUUGGACAGUUAUGUUUAAAACUGAUCAUAAUAUAACAUAACAUUUGAAGUGCUUAAAACCAUUUAUUAAU